AUGUCUCCCCCGGCCGCGGCAAGUGGUGUGGAGAGGGAGUCGAAUCUGGCUCGACUCCUGGGUUCGGGUAAGAGAGCUGGAUUGAGCAUCUGGGCCAAGAACGCUGCGCUGGUGCUGACGCUGGAGGGAACAGGCUCUGCAGGAAUCGCCGAGCUCGCCAUCUUCCACCCUGUGGACACGAUUGCGAAGCGUUUGAUGAGCAACCAGACACGAGUUGCCAACGCCAGCCAGCUCAACCAAGUCAUCUUCAAGGAUAAGGCUAGUGCCCCCCUGGGCCGCAAAUUCAUCUCGCUCUUCCCCGGCCUGGGCUACGCCGCGGGCUACAAGGUCCUUCAGAGAAUAUACAAGUACGGCGGUCAGCCCGUCGCGCGCGAUUACCUAUCCAAGCACUAUGGAAAGGACUUUGAGUCGGCAUUUGGAAAGAAGACGGGCAAGGCGAUCAUGCACUCGACAGCCGGCAGCUUGAUCGGCAUUGGAGAGAUUGUUCUGCUGCCCCUUGACGUGCUGAAGAUCAAGCGUCAGACGAACCCCGAGGCUUUCAAGGGCCGAGGCGUCUUCAAGAUCGUCGCCGACGAGGGCUUCGGCCUCUACCGAGGAUGGGGCUGGACCGCAGCCAGAAACGCGCCCGGAUCGUUUGCCCUCUUCGGAGGCUCUGCCUUUGCCAAGGAAUACCUCUUCCACCUGGAGGAUUACAACAAGGCCUCGUGGUUCCAGAACUUUGUGGCUUCGAUUGCCGGCGCAUCGGCCUCGCUCGUCGUGUCGGCACCCCUGGACGUGAUCAAGACGCGCAUUCAGAACCGCAAUUUCGACAACCCCGAGAGUGGAUUCCGCAUCUUGAGCAACAUGGCUCGGAAGGAGGGCUUCUCCAGCUUCUUCAAGGGCCUUGUUCCCAAGCUGCUCAUGACCGGCCCGAAGCUGGUGUUCUCAUUCUGGCUCGCUCAAACGCUUAUCCCGGCUUUCGACGCCGCUUUCAAACGGUGA
Molecule: messenger RNA, 981 nt
Organism: Drechmeria coniospora
Lineage: Eukaryota; Fungi; Ascomycota; Sordariomycetes; Hypocreales; Ophiocordycipitaceae
Exons: 6
Coding region: 1-981 (326 amino acids)
Cellular component (GO): mitochondrion
Molecular function (GO): guanine nucleotide transmembrane transporter activity
Source: RefSeq, a predicted model, not a curated record